AUGUCUGCUGAAAAACGUUUAAUCAAAGAAUACAGUUUAUACAAGAAACAACCACCACACACCAACAAUCAUCAAAUAAUGCAACUAGCUCCAGCAACCGAUGACUCAUUACUCCACUGGCAAGCAACUAUUGCCAAGCCAAGUAAACAAGAUUCCUCUUUCUACUAUGGAGGUGUAUGGAAACUAGCUAUUGACGUACCUACCAAUUACCCCCAACAACCUCCGACUAUCAAAUUCGUUACUCCGAUAAUCCAUCCCAAUAUCAAUUUUCAGACUGGUGAAAUAUGUCUUGAUGUGUUGAAAUCGCAGUGGAGUCCCGCUUGGAAUUUGGAAAACCUUGUCAUUGCAAUUUUACAACUUUUGGAUAAUCCUGAACCUGACUCCCCCUUGAAUAUUGAUGCUGCUAAUUUAUAUAGAUCAGAUAAAGUUGCAUUUGAGAGUUUGGUGCAGUUUGAAAUUUGGAAGUGUGGUAAUUUUUAUCAAUUGAAUUUAAGUACUUUGAGUCAAAUGGAUAAAAAACUGAGGUGUUUAAUUAGAGAUGUAUCUGGGGUGAAAUGUAAUUAG
Lodderomyces orthopsilosis Co 90-125 is the source of this 564-nucleotide messenger RNA. RefSeq names its product E2 ubiquitin-protein ligase peroxin 4 (gene PEX4). Bases 1 to 564 code for a protein of 187 amino acids. The transcript has a single exon. NCBI's taxonomy places the organism in Eukaryota, Fungi, Ascomycota, Pichiomycetes, Serinales, Debaryomycetaceae. The record is from RefSeq and is a predicted model, not a curated record.